This is a messenger RNA of Synchiropus splendidus (mandarinfish), 873 nucleotides long. RefSeq names its product ribosomal protein S3 (gene rps3). Bases 59 to 793 code for a protein of 244 amino acids. Gene Ontology annotation, biological process: translation; positive regulation of apoptotic signaling pathway. Gene Ontology annotation, cellular component: cytosolic small ribosomal subunit; nucleus. The transcript has 7 exons. The record is from RefSeq and is a predicted model, not a curated record. NCBI's taxonomy places the organism in Eukaryota, Metazoa, Chordata, Actinopteri, Syngnathiformes, Callionymidae. Gene Ontology annotation, molecular function: structural constituent of ribosome; RNA binding.
GUAUAAAAUCACUUCCGUGUCGACACCGGGUCCUUUCCUGUCAACGGCCUAGUGGAAGAUGGCGGUGCAAAUCUCCAAGAAGAGGAAGUUCGUCUCGGAUGGUAUCUUCAAGGCCGAGCUGAACGAGUUUCUGACUCGUGAGCUGGCCGAGGAUGGAUACUCUGGCGUGGAGGUGCGUGUGACCCCAACCAGGACAGAGAUCAUCAUCCUGGCCACAAGGACCCAGAAUGUUCUGGGGGAGAAGGGGCGUCGCAUCAGAGAGCUGACCGCUGUGGUCCAGAAGAGGUUUGGGUUCCCCGAGGGCAGCGUGGAGUUGUAUGCAGAGAAGGUGGCCACCCGUGGGCUGUGCGCCAUCGCUCAGGCUGAGUCUCUGCGUUACAAGCUGCUGGGAGGUCUGGCCGUCAGAAGGGCAUGCUAUGGAGUUCUGAGGUUCAUCAUGGAGAGCGGCGCCCGAGGCUGCGAGGUCGUGGUGUCCGGCAAGCUGAGGGGUCAGAGGGCCAAGUCCAUGAAGUUUGUGGACGGCCUGAUGAUCCACAGUGGUGACCCUGUCAACUACUACGUGGACACCGCCGUGCGCCACGUCCUGCUGAGACAGGGUGUGCUCGGCAUCAAGGUCAAGAUCAUGCUGCCCUGGGACUCCAGCGGCAAGAUGGGACCCAAGAAGCCCCUCCCCGACCACGUCAGCAUUGUGGACCCGAAAGAUGAGAAGCUCCCAUCCUCCCCCAUGUCUGAGCAGAGGGGGACCAAGCCCGAGGUGCCAGUCAUGGCCCAGGCCCCAGUGCCCACCGCGUGAGAGGGAUCUCCUCUUCCCACCAGAUGGACUUGAACCCCUGAGAGUUUUGUGUACAAAAACAAUAAAAUCUGGAAAACUCA